CAUUUACUGUCUUUGGUGCACCGAAUUUUUGGUCGUGCUAAUCUUAGCUCAUCCAACACCAUAGUCACAAAAUAGGAUUUUAUAAAACAUCUAAAACACAUCCAAUAUGCCACCUAAAUUCGAUCCGAGUGCCGUUCAUAUCGUUUACAUCAGAGCUGUUGGUGGUGAGGUGCCUGGUACCUCUUCGCUGGCUCCCAAAAUAGGUCCUUUGGGUUUGUCUCCCAAGAAAGUUGGUGAUGAUAUUGCCAAAGGUACAGCAGACUGUAAAGGACUGAAAAUCACUGUAAAAUUAACAAUCCAGAAUCGUCAAGCUGCAGUAUCUAUUGUACCUAGUGCUGCAUCACUUAUAAUCAAAGCUCUCAAAGAGCCACCUAGGGACCGUAAGAAAGUAAAACAUGUUAAACACAAUGGAAACCUGUCAUUUGAUGAUAUUUUGGGCGUUGCUAGAGUAAUGAGAGAGCGAAGCAUGUCUAAAACUCUUGCUGGGACAUGUAAAGAGAUUUUGGGAACUGCUCAAUCAGUUGGUUGUACAGUUGACGGCAACCAUCCACAUGACGUCAUUGAAAUGGUAAACAAUGGAGAAUAUGAAGUGCCAGCUGAAUAAACAAAAUAAAUAUUCUCAAACAUA
Octopus bimaculoides (California two-spot octopus) is the source of this 628-nucleotide messenger RNA. Its product is annotated as large ribosomal subunit protein uL11. Gene Ontology annotation, molecular function: large ribosomal subunit rRNA binding; structural constituent of ribosome. Gene Ontology annotation, biological process: translation. The record is from RefSeq and is a predicted model, not a curated record. NCBI's taxonomy places the organism in Eukaryota, Metazoa, Mollusca, Cephalopoda, Octopoda, Octopodidae. Gene Ontology annotation, cellular component: ribosome; cytosolic large ribosomal subunit.